This is a messenger RNA of Octopus sinensis (East Asian common octopus), 1901 nucleotides long. RefSeq names its product actin-related protein 3. Lineage: Eukaryota; Metazoa; Mollusca; Cephalopoda; Octopoda; Octopodidae. The record is from RefSeq and is a predicted model, not a curated record. Gene Ontology annotation, molecular function: actin filament binding. The coding region runs from base 278 to 1534 and encodes 418 amino acids. The transcript is spliced from 11 exons. Gene Ontology annotation, cellular component: Arp2/3 protein complex; actin cortical patch. Gene Ontology annotation, biological process: Arp2/3 complex-mediated actin nucleation.
AUUAUGUUCGUUUAUGCCACCAGACUGAGGCUGUCCCAUCAGUAGCCGCCAUCUUGCUAUAACACCUGGUAGCGUUUUUCCUCCUCAUACACACAUACAGCACAGUCGGUUCUUUUGUAGCUGUUCACUGACAUUCGAUUUGACGUGCAAGUCUGAGACCUUAACGUGUCUGCUUGAAGCGUGUACGUUCUCUUUGUACAGAAUCUACUCUCUCAACAGCUAUUCAGUAAAGAGAGUAAGCUGAUAGGCGUCGAUAUUUCUAACACAAACGAGAGCGAUGUCUGGCCGAUUGCCUGCCGUUGUCAUUGACAAUGGCACCGGGUAUACAAAGAUGGGCUAUGCUGGCAACACAGAGCCACAGUUUAUUAUUCCAUCAUGCAUUGCCAUCAAGGAAUCAGCUAAAGUUGGCGAUCAGGCAAUUCGACGACUUGGCAAAGGAGUUGAAGAUUUGGAUUUCUUUAUAGGAGAUGAAGCUUUAGAUGCUUCCUCUUAUUCAGUCAAGUGGCCAAUCCGACACGGUAUUAUUGAUGACUGGGAUUUGAUGGAACGAUUUUGGGAACAGACUAUUUUUAAAUAUCUACGUUCUGAACCAGAAGAUCAUUAUUUUCUAUUGACUGAACCUCCUUUAAAUACACCUGAAAAUCGUGAAUACACUGCUGAAAUUAUGUUUGAAUCUUUUAAUGUACCUGGUUUGUACAUAGCUGUUCAGGCAGUCCUAGCCUUAGCAGCUUCUUGGGCCUCUCGUCAAGUUGGUGACCGUACACUGACAGGUACUGUGAUAGAUUCCGGAGAUGGUGUGACACACGUUAUUCCUGUGGCUGAAGGUUAUGUGAUCGGUAGCUGUAUCAAACACAUCCCCAUUGCUGGUCGUGACAUUAGUUAUUUUAUUCAACAAUUAUUGAGAGAACGUGAGGCUGGAAUUCCUCCAGAACAAUCCUUAGAAACAGCUAAAGCUAUUAAGGAGCGAUUUUGCUACGUCUGUCCUGAUAUAGCUAAAGAAUUCAACAAGUAUGAUCAAGAUCCUACGAAGUGGAUCAAAAGAUUUGAUGGUUUAAACAGCGUGAACAAAAGCCCUUUCAGUGUAGAUGUUGGUUAUGAACGAUUUCUUGGACCAGAAAUUUUCUUCCAUCCAGAGUUUUCAAACCCUGACUUUACCAUUCCAAUUUCUGAAAUAGUGGACAAUGUCAUCCAGAAUUGUCCUAUUGAUGUGCGUCGAGGUCUAUAUCGGAAUAUAGUUUUGUCAGGAGGAUCUACCAUGUUUAGAGAUUUUGGUCGCAAGCUACAAAGGGAUGUCAAGAGAAUAGUUGAUGCUCGCCUGAAAGCUAGUGAAGAACUUGGUGGAGGUAGAUUAAAGCCAAAACCUAUUGAAUGCCAGGUCAUAUCUCAUCACAUGCAACGUUACGCAGUUUGGUUUGGUGGUAGUAUGCUUGCUUCAACGCCGGAAUUCUACCAAGUAUGCCAUACCAAAGCCGAUUAUGAUGAACAUGGGCCUAGUAUAUGUCGCCAUAACCCUGUGUUUGGCUCAAUGACGUAAUUCUGCAAUUGGUUCAUUUAGGGCUGAUGCUGGUUAAAUUUUAAUAAAAAUAAUGAUGAUGAUAGCAACAUCAACAAAUAAAAUGAUGCUGCCAAAACCAUACAUACUAUGACUGUAACAACAAAAACAAAAGCAAAAAAAAUUAUGAAAAACAAAUUUUUAAAAAUUGAACAGAAGGGGGAAAAUGAAUAAUAAUAAUAAUAUUAAUAAUAAUAAUACUAAGGGUGGAAAAUGGAAAACUUUUUACCCUAGAACCAAAUGAAAGACCGCAAUUUAUUCCAUUGUUGGUUGUUAGUUGUACAUUUUCUAACAGUACUAACACUAAUUGUAUGGUAACCUGCAGUGUAUAAAAUAUUUUUUCAGAAGA